Messenger RNA from Aspergillus fischeri NRRL 181, 1518 nucleotides. It is a transcript of the gene pyr3, whose product is annotated as cytochrome P450 monooxygenase pyr3. The record is from RefSeq and is a predicted model, not a curated record. Gene Ontology annotation, molecular function: oxidoreductase activity, acting on paired donors, with incorporation or reduction of molecular oxygen; monooxygenase activity; iron ion binding. NCBI's taxonomy places the organism in Eukaryota, Fungi, Ascomycota, Eurotiomycetes, Eurotiales, Aspergillaceae. Bases 1 to 1518 code for a protein of 505 amino acids. The transcript is spliced from 6 exons.
AUGCCUCUGGGCUCAAACUGGGCCAGGGGACUGGCAAUUAUCUUGUUUCUGGGUCCCUUGACCCUUCUUCUUGUCUCUUCGUACCUCUUCCCAUCGACGUUGACGGUGAUCAAUAGUGGAAGAGCCUGGGACGUCUUUCGCACCACGGCGAAGAAGCGAUUUCGCUCAGACGCGGCACGUCUUCUUCAGAACGGCUUCGAGAAGUCUCCUGAUGCCUUUCGCAUUCUCACUGACAACGGGCCUUUGCUGGUCCUGUCGCCUCGAUACGCUCGAGAGGUUCGCAGCGACGAUCGCCUCAGUCUGGACCAUUUCAUUGCCUCCGAGUUUCACCCCGACAUCCCGGGGUUUGAGCCAUUCAAAUUGAUCUUGGAUCCAAGGAAUCCGUUAAACACGAUCCUCAAGACGAGCCUUACGCAGGCACUAGCAUAUAUGACAGAGGACUUGUCUGUAGAGGUCGCCGACGCACUAUCCACAACCUUGACCGAUGACUCUGAGUGGCAUGAGAUCAGCCCCUGUCAAACGGCUCUCAAACUCGUCGCGCAGAUGGCAUCCAAAGCCUUUAUCGGACAAGAGAAAUGCCGGGAUCCCAAGUGGCACAACAUCAUUAUCACCUACACGCACAAUGUCUACCUAGCAGCACAAGCACUUCACUUUUGGCCCAAGUUCCUACGACCCAUCGUGGCUCGGUUCCUGCCCGCAUGCCAAACCUUGCAGGCUCAGAUUGCCGAAGCGCGAGAGAUCCUUGAACCUUUGGUGGCCCAGCGACGAGCCGACAGGGCCAGCCGGGCCGCUCAGGACAAACCUGUGCCGUCUCGCGCGGAUGUCAUCGACUGGCUGGAAAAUUCUUAUGGCGAUCAACCAUAUGACGCCGUGGCCGCACAGCUGCUGCUCUCAUUUGCCGCGAUCCAUGGAACCUCUAACCUCUUGGCGCAGGCGCUCAUGGACCUCUGCACGGAUCCAGACCUAAUCCGGGAUAUUCGUGCAGAAAUUAUAUCCGUGCUGGGUGAUGAGGGAUUGACCAGGGUCGCUUUGUACCGGCUCAAACUGAUGGACAGCGCAUUGAAGGAAAGCCAACGCCUGGCGCCGAACAGAUUGUUAUCCAUGGGCCGCAUCGCGCAGAGCGAUAUGCACUUGUCUGAUGGCCUGCGUAUCCCCCGAGGCACGACGCUCAUGGUGUCUGCCCACACCAUGUGGGAACCUGAGAUCUACCCGGACCCUCGGCGAUACGACGGCUACCGGUUCUACAAGCUACGACAGGCAUCGGGGCAAGAGGGCCAGCACCAACUAGUGUCGGCGACGGAGAAACACAUGGGGUUCGGAUACGGGAAGCACGCUUGUCCUGGGCGGUUUUUUGCGGCGGCCGAGAUCAAAGCAGCCUUGUGUCAUAUCCUUCUCAAGUACGAUCUGGAACAUCGGGAUGGCCAGCCGCCGCGAGUCUGGAGUCAGGGCAUUCAUCUGUUUCCAGAUCCGACGGCCAGGAUCCACGUCCGUCGACGAAAGGAGGAGAUUAGCCUGUGA